Acanthamoeba castellanii str. Neff is the source of this 678-nucleotide messenger RNA. RefSeq names its product tetrapyrrole methylase domain containing protein. The transcript has 6 exons. The coding region runs from base 1 to 678 and encodes 225 amino acids. The record is from RefSeq and is a predicted model, not a curated record. NCBI's taxonomy places the organism in Eukaryota, Discosea, Longamoebia, Acanthamoebidae. Gene Ontology annotation, molecular function: methyltransferase activity.
AUGAUGCUGAAGCGCUACAAGAUCGUCGGCGAAGAGCGUGAUCGGAGGGAGGGGCGCGUCGAGCUGAUGUCCUACCACCAACACUCCUCACCGUCCAAGGUCAACACGAUCAUCCAGAUUCUGAAAACCGGCGCACACAUCGUAUCACUGGUCAGUGAUGCUGGCACGCCCUCCAUCAGUGACCCUGGGGUACCGCUCAUUACUGAGGCCCACCGACAAAACGUACCGGUGAUCCCCGUCCCUGGGGCCUGUGCUGUGGUGGCUGCGCUGAGCGGGUCCGGAUUCCCAUCGGAGCGCUUCAUCUUUGAGGGAUUCCUCCCGCACGAGCGGUCCAAGCGCAAGAAGCUCCUGGCACUGCUCGCCAAGCAGGAGCGUACCGUGGCCUUUUACGAGUCGCCGCAUAGAAUCGUUCACACGCUGGCGGAUUGCGUGGAGGUGUGGGGACCCGAGCAAGAGGCCUAUCUCGCUCGAGAACUGACGAAGCUGCACGAACAAACCAUGCGCGGGUCGCUGUCCAAGUUGUUGGAGACCAUCACGCAGCAGGGAGGUCGGGGAGAGUUCACCGUCCUAAUCGGACCGCGACCAACCACCGCCGGUGACAAGCGACGAGGCAGCCGCGCGCGCAGACCGCAGGACUUCUCGGACAUGGCGCUCGACGAUGACGACGAGGACGACUAG